This is a messenger RNA of Mauremys mutica (yellowpond turtle), 1679 nucleotides long. It is a transcript of the gene CASP6, whose product is annotated as caspase 6. Gene Ontology annotation, cellular component: cytoplasm. The transcript is spliced from 8 exons. The coding region runs from base 90 to 1013 and encodes 307 amino acids. Gene Ontology annotation, biological process: proteolysis; apoptotic process. Lineage: Eukaryota; Metazoa; Chordata; Testudines; Geoemydidae. The record is from RefSeq and is a predicted model, not a curated record.
GCCGCGGAGGAAGGAGACGAGCCGGGGAAGGCGGCGGCGGCGUCUGUUCGGCGGGGGCGGGGGCGCACGACGAGCCUGUCUUUGUGGCCAUGGCGAGCUCCAAGCACCGGCGCAUCGGCAGCAACUCGGGGCAAAUCCAGGUGGAUAGUGGGCCUGCUUUAAAUACCAAAGGUGGAGACCAAAAUGUCACAGAAACAGAUGCCCUUGAGAGAAGCCAGCCAUUUGAUCCAGCGGCACAAUACAAAAUGAGCCACAGGCGAAGAGGGGUUGCUUUAAUCUUCAAUCAUGAGCAGUUUUACUGGCACUUAACACUGCCAGAUAGACGUGGCACACUUGCAGACAGAGACAAUCUGAAACGCAGUUUGACAGAGCUUGGAUUUGAAGUCAGAUGCUUUGACGACCUUAAAGCAGAAGACGUUAUGCAGAACAUUUAUGAAGUGUCAAUGGACAACCACAGUGAUGCUGACUGCUUUGUGUGUGUGUUCCUGAGCCACGGUGAAGAUAAUCACAUUUACGCCUAUGAUGCUAAAAUAAAAGUUCAGACAGUGACAGACAUGUUCAGAGGAGACAAAUGCCCGAGUCUAGCAGGAAAGCCUAAAAUAUUUAUAAUACAGGCAUGUCGAGGAGAUAAACAUGAUGACCCAGUCAUUGUUCAGGAUGCAGUGGACAGUAUUGUAGACAAGUCCAAUGUCAAUGAAACUGAAGUGGAUGCUGCGGCUAUAUAUACUUUACCUGCUGGUGCAGACUUUCUAAUGUGCUACUCGGUUGCAGAAGGUUACUAUUCUCAUCGUGAAACUCUAAAUGGCACCUGGUAUAUUCAAGACUUGUGUGAGAUGAUAAGAAAGUAUGGUUCUUCCUUGGAAUUCACAGAACUUCUCACUCUGGUUAACAGGAAAGUAUCUCAUCGCAGAGUGGAUAUGUGCAGAGACAUUAAUGCAAUAGGAAAGAAGCAGAUUCCUUGUUUUGCCUCAAUGCUGACUAAAAAAUUACACUUCCCUCAAAAAUCAAAGUAGAUAUGUCCAUCUGUGAGAAUGGCAUCUUAUUCAGAUUCACUCCAAAAAUAGAAAAUAUCUUCAUCACUUAAUCUUGUAGUCUAGAAAAUCACUGUGUGAAGGGGUUGUUCUCUUGUUUAGCAGUUUAUAACAUGAUUUUCAAUGUAGCUAGAGAACUGCACAGUUAUUCACAUCAUGCAUUUUCCUCAACAGGCCUAUUUUAAAAAAUGCUGGGAUCAAAUUUCAGGAGCCAUAAUUUAAAUACUUUUAAAAAAAAACUUUCUAUAUUAGAAAUUAUUGCUUUGUUAUAAUAAAUCAGCAUUGCAGCAACAGCAGUCUCAGGGAAUUUUGGGAGAAAUAAUUGUAACACUGAUUUCUGUGUAAUAAAAACUGCAAGGUGCUCAGAUCCCCUGGUAAUGAGGAUCAUACAAGUCCUAAGAUUGCAAGCACUUUUUAACCAAUUUUUUAAAAUGUUCUGACUUGCACUUGAAUGACACCGUGUCUACUUCUAACUGCAUGCUAGCAUUUUGUAACUUUUUUCACAAAUUUUUAAAACCGCAUUAGCGUAUACAAGCUUUUUUUUUUGCACUGACAUUAAUUUAUGAGGAGUGCAACUAAGGUAUGUUUGUAAUUUUUCUGUAUGUUAAAAAAAUUUAACACCUACAACACAUUAAAAUGUGCAAUGUA